Molecule: messenger RNA, 1941 nt
Organism: Malaya genurostris
Lineage: Eukaryota; Metazoa; Arthropoda; Insecta; Diptera; Culicidae
Gene: Mettl3
Product: N6-adenosine-methyltransferase MT-A70-like protein
Exons: 3
Coding region: 106-1899 (597 amino acids)
Cellular component (GO): RNA N6-methyladenosine methyltransferase complex; nucleus
Molecular function (GO): mRNA m(6)A methyltransferase activity; mRNA (2'-O-methyladenosine-N6-)-methyltransferase activity
Source: RefSeq, a predicted model, not a curated record
UGAUGCCUGCGUGUGUAAACAGAAUACUGCAUUCGGUUGGCUACGGUUAAGAUCAGAUUUCCCGAGUUUCAGCAAACAAGCGUUCCGUCAGCCGCCGUGAACACGAUGUCCUCCUGGGAAGAGAUUCAGGCCGUCAAAGCCAAACGGAACACACUGCGGGAACGGCUAGAGAAGCGCAAAAAAGAACGCCAGGAUUUGCUCGGUGGCAGUAGCCCCGGUCCCAGUGUAGUGGGACUAAUUAAAACAGAAGCCGGUGGUUCCGGUGGCGAUGACAAGAGUAAAAUUCUCCUGACAACAAUUAAACUGGAGCAAGAUCUUGAUUUAGAGGUCGAAAAGACGCUAGUCCAAGUGCUGGCCGAUCGCAGUCUAAUUUUGCCGACCAAUUCGACACAAAUCGGACAGCGAGUGGAAAAGUUAAUUCAGAAACCAACAACAAGUGAUUCGAUACUGUACUAUUUGCAAAAACUGUCCGGUCAGAAUCUGGUCAACAUGAAGGAAGUCAGUAUAGCUGGAAUGGUGGGUUACGAGGUCAUAUCCGCUGAGUAUGGCAGCUUGAAGUCACUGUACGAUGACUUGCUGCUCAAUCACAAUGAACGGGAAGGUACAAAACGAAAGGGUGUUAAAAUAGAGAAGGAUUCCGACAUGAAACUAGCUCGUUUGAUCUCCGGAUCGAUUAAAGAAGAGGCACAGCGAAAAUCGGGUGAAUCGAGUCUACUGAGUAAUACAUCCGAUAUCAUGUCACUGCUGUCGAUGCCCUCGACCCGGGAGAAACAAAGCAAAAAAGUUGGCGAAGAAAUUCUGGAACUGUUGACUAAACCUACGGCCAAGGAGCGCUCGUUGGCGGAAAAGUUUAAAUCGCAGGGUGGCGCUCAGGUGAUGGAGUUUUGUCCCCAUGGGACACGGAUCGAAUGUUUGCGCUCGCUGGAGGCAGCAAAUGAUGCCCACCUGAAGAAGGAAGAUGAUGACGAUGUUAUCAUAAGUGAUGAUAAUAACGGGUUUGAAAUCGUAGAGAUUAAAAAAGAACCGAAUGACAAUGCAAAGUAUUUAUGCAACAAGUUGCAUUUUAAGAAAAUAAUUCAAUCACAUACAGACGAAUCACUGGGAGAUUGCAGUUUCCUGAACACGUGUUUUCACAUGGACACCUGCAAGUAUGUUCACUACGAGGUCGAUACGUACGUUGGGUUGAAUACGGGAUCGAAGUUCGAAGGAGAUGGAUCGCUCUUAUCCAAACGGACCGUCGAUCCCUGCGCUACGCUGUAUCCGCCGCAAUGGAUUCAGUGUGACUUGCGCUACUUAGAUAUGACCGUUCUGGGCAAGUUCGCUGUGGUCAUGGCCGAUCCGCCCUGGGACAUUCACAUGGAGUUACCGUACGGGACCAUGUCGGACGACGAGAUGAGACAGCUGGGAGUUCCGGCUUUGCAAGACGAUGGUUUAAUAUUUCUUUGGGUCACUGGCCGAGCCAUGGAACUUGGCCGGGAGUGUCUAAAGCUGUGGGGUUACGAACGAGUCGAUGAGUUGAUUUGGGUAAAAACCAAUCAACUGCAGCGAAUAAUUCGUACCGGACGAACCGGCCAUUGGUUGAACCACGGCAAGGAACACUGCCUGGUGGGAAUGAAGGGAAAUCCGCCGAAUUUGAAUCGAGGCUUGGAUUGCGACGUCAUCGUGGCCGAAGUACGGGCGACCAGUCACAAACCGGAUGAGAUUUAUGGCAUCAUCGAACGGCUGAGCCCCGGGACCAGGAAAAUUGAACUUUUCGGUCGACCUCACAAUGUCCAACCCAAUUGGAUAACACUCGGCAAUCAGCUGGAUGGCAUUCGGUUAGUUGAUCCUGAACUUAUCAGCUCAUUUCAAAAGCGAUACCCCGACGGAAACUGCAUGACACCCGGAAAGAAUCCCUAAUUUAUAGUCUAUAUUUGCACGAAUAAAGUAUUUUUUUUCUAA